Messenger RNA from Pimephales promelas (fathead minnow), 3918 nucleotides. RefSeq names its product poly (ADP-ribose) polymerase family, member 6a (gene parp6a). Lineage: Eukaryota; Metazoa; Chordata; Actinopteri; Cypriniformes; Leuciscidae. The record is from RefSeq and is a predicted model, not a curated record. Gene Ontology annotation, molecular function: NAD+ poly-ADP-ribosyltransferase activity.
GACAGAGAGCUAGCGUCCGUGACUAAUUUGGACUUGACAGAACUUCACGAGUCACGACUUUACAGCUUUAUUAGACAGCUGUAGGUCACAUGACUCACUCUGCUGGCUCUCACUGAGCAUGCUCAGUUCAUUGUGUUGUCAGGCAAAAAUAAGAGAGCCCUGGAAGCAGAGAUCUGCACCAGAUAAACACACGGCCGGACGGCUGCUAGUGCUCAGGUGUGUUACAUGGUUCGUCCAUCGGCUCAUUUGCGUCACGGUGUCGUGUUGGAGGAGAAGGAGCCGGCGGGCUCUGAAGGUGGAGGAAGUGAGCAGCUCAUCUUUCCACCUGUUGUUUUGCCGUUCGUGCUGAAAUGGAUCAGAAAAGCUUCGUCCUGUCGGAAACGUGUCUGUGAACACCGGAGCCAAUGGAUAUUAAAACCCAGUGCUGGACGGAUGAAGAAUCGGAUGGAGAGAAUGAACCGGAGCAGUUCCUGUACGGCAUUCAGGGGAGCUGUGCCGCAGACCUGUACCGCCACCCGCAGCUGGACGCAGACAUCGAGGCUGUGAAAGACAUUUACACGGACGGCGCUGUGUCCGUCAGGGAGUACGGCACGAUUGACGAUGUGGACAUCGACCUGCAAAUCAACAUCAGCUUCUUGGAUGAGGAGGUGGCGACCGCGUGGAAGGUGAUCCGAACGGAGCCCAUCGUCUUACGCCUUCGUUUCUCUCUUUCACAGUAUCUGGAUGGACCAGAGCCGUCUGUGGAGGUGUUUCAGCCGUCUAAUAAAGAAGGAUUCAGUUUGGGCCUUCAACUAAAGAAGAUCCUCAGCACGUUCACGUCUCAGCAGUGGAAGCAUCUCAGUAACGAGUUCCUCAAAGCCCAGCAGGAGAAACGCCACAGCUGGUUCAAAGCCGGAGGAACCAUCAAGAAAUUUCGUGCAGGAUUGAGCAUCUUCUCGCCGAUACCGAAGUCUCCCAGUUUCCCCCUGAUCCAGGACACAGUGUUGAAAGGCAAACUGAGCGUGCCGGAGCUGAGAGUCACCCGGCUCAUGAACCGCUCCAUCUCCUGUACCAUGAAGAACCCCAAGGGCGAGUUGUUCAGCUAUCCUCCCAACAGCCAGACUGUGGCUGUCCCGGCGGGCAGGGCCCCUGCGCAGAUUACCACCCGCCAGCUGAUUGAGUUGUUUUUCUCAUCCCAGGCGGGCGGGCACUGCAAGAACAUCCCAACGCUGGAGUACGGCUUCCUCGUGCAGAUAAUGAAAUACUCUGAGCAGCGGAUCCCCACCCUGAACGAAUACUGCGUGGUGUGUGACGAGCAGCACGUCUUUCAGAACGGAUCCAUGCUGAAGCCCGCGGUGUGCACGCGAGAGCUGUGUGUGUUCUCCUUCUACACACUGGGUGUGAUGUCUGGAGCGGCGGAGGAGGUGGCCACUGGCGCUGAGGUGGUGGACCUGCUGGUGGCCAUGUGUCGAGCCGCCCUCGAGUCGCCCCGUAAAAGCAUCAUCUUCGAGCCGUACCCAUCCGUGGUCGACCCCAACGACCCCAAAACACUCGCCUUCAACCCCAAGAAGAAGAAUUAUGAGCGUCUGCAGAAAGCUUUAGACAGUGUGAUGUCUAUUCGGGAGAUGACGCAGGGCUCGUAUCUGGAGAUUAAGAAGCAGAUGGAUAAGCUGGAUCCUCUGGCUCAUCCGCUACUGCAGUGGAUUAUAUCCAGUAACCGCUCUCAUAUUGUGAAGCUGCCACUCAGCAGGCAGCUGAAGUUCAUGCACACGUCGCACCAGUUCCUGCUGUUGAGCAGUCCGCCAGCGAAGGAAGCGCGGUUUCGCACCGCUAAGAAGCUCUACGGCAGCACCUUCGCCUUCCAUGGUUCCCAUAUUGAGAACUGGCAUUCGGUUCUGAGAAACGGAUUGGUCAAUGCCUCUUAUACUAAACUGCAGCUGCAUGGAGCAGCGUACGGAAAGGGCAUCUAUCUGAGCCCCAUAUCCAGUAUUUCCUUUGGAUAUUCAGGAAUGGGGAAGGGACAACAUCGCAUGCCCACCAAAGAUGAACUAGUCCUGCGAUAUAACCGAAUGAACACAAUGCCACAGAGUCGCCCGAUACAGUCGCGUUUCCUCCAGAGCAGGAAUUUAAACUGCAUCGCUCUCUGUGAAGUGAUCACAUCGAAAGACCUGCAGAAACACGGGAACAUCUGGGUGUGUCCGGUGUCGGAUCACGUCUGCACGCGCUUCUUCUUCGUGUAUGAGGACGGUCAGGUGGGAGAUGCGAACAUUAACACACAGGAGCCCAAGAUACAGAAGGAAAUCAUGCGUGUCAUCGGCACCCAGAUCUACUCCAGCUGAACGGAUGGCUUUCCUACAGAGACGCUGUGAGACGCCACAUUUCUGGAGAAAGACCCGGCAUCUCUCUCUCUCUCUCUCUCUCUCUCUCUCUCUCCUGCCUGCUGUCGUUCCUCGACUCUACUCCAUCUAUACUUUAUUUGUAGUAUGGGAUGCGGGUGUGGAUUUCCAGCGUGGGAUGGAUUGGCGACCCUCCGUUUAGAAGGAAAACGAAAAAAACAAUGGAUUUAUCGAGUGCAAAAAGCCCCGCCCACAACCCGUUCCGACCUCUCGUUGACCUCCCGCAGAGCCGUCAGUCAGAAGCAGACAAGCGCCUGAUUGGAGGAGCCGUCGGCCAAUGAAACUGAACUCUGGUUUUCUCUCUCCGUCGCUCGAACUCUUUUUCACGUCAGUUUCUCACACUAAAUAUCAUGAAACAAACGCGUGUGAAUCUGUGUGCACUCUUAUUGUGUUCGUAUGGCGUUUUCUGACGGAUGAUGACGCACAUUAAUAUCUGAGUUUUCCCGCCGUGAUUUAUCGGGGACCGGUUCAUGGAUGAGAGGACAGGGACACGUCGUUACUCAUCGUUAUGCUUUUAUCUUCUGGACGGCGCCGCUUCUGAGCCGAGGUUCAGUGAUGUCAUCUCCUGAAAACGUGGGACGAACUGAAGCUGACGUUUUUAGUUCUGCUGUCAAUUCUCCAGACAUUCCUGAACGCUUGUGGGUGACCGUCGUCGCAUAAUAGCAGUGAAACGUUUGGACGUUCUUCAUUUAAUGAGAGGAAAGUCAUCAAACUCACCACACAUUGAAAAUAGGGUUAACUACCUUAAACAUGAACAAUACUUCUACAGCAUAUAGUAAUCUUAGUUAUAAAUCAUGGGCUAAUACUUUAUUAAAAUCAAAGGUUGUAUUUGAUAACAUUAGUUACUGAACAAACAGCUAACUAACAUUAACAAAGAUGAAUAAAUAUUGUAACAGAUCAUUGUUAGUUCACAAUAUGAACCUUAUUGGAAAGUGUUACCCUUGCUGGCAUGAAAUGAAAGUUGAGAAUCUCUUGUGUAAUGAUAUGCACGGAUAAAUCAUUUAUGAUAAACACUGCAAUAUUCCAUUACAAAAAUAUGAAUUGUGGGUAACACUUUACAGUUAAGUUCCAUUAGUUAAAGCUACAGUAACGUUUUCUGAGGAAAAUGGCCAAAACAGACCACGCCCCUGUCUUGAUAGCUCCACCUCCAAAUUCACAAACACUCUAUGCAAUCAAAACUCCUCCCCCCUAAUGAGUGGACACACCCCUUACUGCUGAUUGGCUACAGUGUGUUUGUGCUCGAUCCACUUCUCAGAGAACGUUUACUGCGCCUUUAAUAUUAGUAAAUGUACAACUGUAACUUAUUUUGUUCGAAAUUUCGAAACUUUUUAUGAGUGAUUCAUCAUGAAUCCAAUCUUCCCAACCGUGUUUUGGUCUUUUGGUCUUUGGUUUAUAUUCAGAAUAUUUUAGAGCGAGCUGGACAAGAAAUUAAAUAAUCAAUUAAAACUGCCUAAAAUUAUACGUACAAAGCUUUUUUUUUUUAUUGUUUUCAUAAUAUUUUUUAAAAUUAGAAAAAAAUUCCAGAAAGCUUAUUUUAUUUAAU